UAUAAAACCCCUACACCAACGGUCGAAUUGCAUCGAACUCCGCUCCUCAGAGAUACGGAGAGGAGGAAGAAGCACAGAUCCUUAUCCUCCACACCCAAAAAUGACAAGAAAGAGAAAACCCCAAAAAAAUCCUCCUCAAGAAAUAGUAGAAGAAGGAGAAGCAGCAGAGAAGGGGAAAAAUGGGUUCUUCGCUUGCUAUCUCUUGACUUCUCUUUGCCCCAGAUUCAAAGGCCAUACCUAUAUCGGAUUUACAGUGAAUCCGCGGCGGAGAAUUAGGCAACAUAAUGGUGAGCUUAGAAGUGGAGCAUGCAGGACUAAGAAAAGAAGGCCAUGGGAAAUGGUUAUCUGCGUUUAUGGUUUCCCAACUAAUGUUGCUGCUUUGCAGUUUGAAUGGGCAUGGCAGCACCCAACAGAGUCAGUGGCUGUCAGGCAGGCAGCUGCCGCAUUUAAAUCCUUCUCGGGAGUUGCCAACAAGAUUAAACUUGCUUACACAAUGCUUAACCUCCCGUCUUGGCAGAGCUUGAACAUCACAGUAAACUAUUUCUCAACGAAAUACAAAGUGCAUUCUGCUGGUUGUCCAAGCUUGCCAAAGAACAUGAAGGUCCAAAUUUGCCCCAUGAAUGAGCUUCCCUGCUAUUCUGAUUUUGUUGAUAAUUUGUUUGAAGAGAGAGAUGAUGAAGAUGCCUGGGAUGGUGAAGAGGAAUAUGAGAGAGCUAGUGAUGGAAGUGGAAUGGUUGAUGCAAACUUGGUGGAGCUGGAUGAUUCCUCCAUGGAUAAGGUUCCAUGCUAUAAUGGAAGGGAGGAGAUUAUCUUUGAAGGUGAAUAUGGUGAAACAGAAGAUAGGGAAGCUUGUAACAGCAGUGGACCUGUAAACAAAACAUUUAACGAAUCUGGUAACACAUGUGGAACUGUAAAAGAAACAAAUGCAGAUGCUACAGAUUGUGCACAUAGCAUUGAAAAGACUUCUGACGAGCAAAUCAAAUGGUUUGAAGAAUAUGAACAGCAAGACCAAAGGGAGCCAUCCUCUCCAGAGCUAGGUCGUGCACAGCCUUUUCAUUUCAUGAAUUCACUAGCGAGAAAAGCAUUUUCGAUGAACACACUAGCGAGAAAAUCAACUUCAAUUGUCACUACUUUUUCUAUUAGCGAGACUGAAGAUAAGGAUGUAUUGACAUUGAUUGAUGAGAAUGUUUCUGAAUUGGAUUUGAAGAGGGGGAAGGAAUUAGUUACCGACAAAGAUGUUGAAGCUACUUAUACAAGUGGAGCUGUAGAAACAUGUGUGGAUGCUCAUACUUCUGCAGAUUAUCCACAUAGCAUUAACAAGACUUCUCACGAACAAUUUGGAUGGUCUGAACCAUAUGGCAUGCAAGACCAAAGAGAUCCACCCUCUCCAGAACCAGAUCAAGCCCAACCAUUUGGUUUCAUGAAUCAGCCAGCAAGGCAAGCAUCUUCAAUUGUUACAGACUUUUCUGUGAGAGAGACUAGAGAUAGGGAUGUAUUGACAUUGAUCGAUGAGGAUGCUUUUGAAUUGGAUUGGCCAAGAUGGAAGAAGCUCUCUAGCAAAAUAAACACUGGUAAAGAUGAACAACUGAACCGAAGUUCAUCUUCAAUUGUUACAGACUUUUCUGUGAGAGAGACUAGAGAUAGGGGUGUAUUGACAUUGAUUGACGAGGAUGCUACCGAAUUGGAUUGGCCAGGAUGGAAGAAGCUCUCUAGCAAAAUAAACACUGGUAAAGAUAAACAACUGAACCGAAGUUCAUCCAUCUCUCGGGAAAUUGAGAUUGUAGAUUUGUCGUCUCCAUCUCUAGAAUGCAGAAUUAGGCCAGACAGCAAGAAGAGGAGAGUUUCUCCUACGUAUCCUGUAAUUAUUGACUUGACUUAGCCCGAGUUUGUCCAAUUACCUAGUGUUGGACAUAAUAGCAAAAAUAAAGAAAUAAGUACACAGUUUGAUUCUGCAGAA
Populus nigra (black poplar) is the source of this 1957-nucleotide messenger RNA. RefSeq lists its product as uncharacterized. The transcript is spliced from 4 exons. Lineage: Eukaryota; Viridiplantae; Streptophyta; Magnoliopsida; Malpighiales; Salicaceae. Gene Ontology annotation, molecular function: crossover junction DNA endonuclease activity; 5'-flap endonuclease activity. The coding region runs from base 101 to 1879 and encodes 592 amino acids. Gene Ontology annotation, biological process: double-strand break repair via homologous recombination. Gene Ontology annotation, cellular component: Slx1-Slx4 complex. The record is from RefSeq and is a predicted model, not a curated record.